This is a messenger RNA of Cladophialophora psammophila CBS 110553, 1710 nucleotides long. Its product is annotated as phosphatidylserine synthase. Gene Ontology annotation, molecular function: CDP-diacylglycerol-glycerol-3-phosphate 3-phosphatidyltransferase activity. Bases 1 to 1710 code for a protein of 569 amino acids. NCBI's taxonomy places the organism in Eukaryota, Fungi, Ascomycota, Eurotiomycetes, Chaetothyriales, Herpotrichiellaceae. The record is from RefSeq and is a predicted model, not a curated record. Gene Ontology annotation, biological process: cardiolipin biosynthetic process. The transcript has 3 exons. Gene Ontology annotation, cellular component: mitochondrion.
AUGUUCUCCCGGAACGUUGGAUUGCAGGUCCUUCGAAGCUGCGCUCGCACGAGAAGAGCUUGCGUUCAUCGCGCCCCUGCAACCAAAUUCGUCUCCAGACGCUUUUCCUCGUCUUCAUCAUCGGCAUUCAGCAAUGGCGCUGCUCCGACGACGCACCCUCUUGCCGGGGUUGCUACACAGCUCGAUCAUGUGGCACCCAGAUUCGAGAUAGAUCCGGACAACAUUCAAAUCCUCGAUUCUCCAGUCGCUUUCUACGAUACCCUGAAGGCCAAAAUAAAAGGAGCAAAAAGACGGAUAUACCUGUCUACAUUAUACAUUGGCAAAACCGAGCAUGAGCUCAUCGAGACUCUCAGGGAAGCACUGGAGAAGAACCCGAACCUCGAGGUGUCAAUCCUCACCGAUGCGCUCCGAGGCACUCGUGAGGAUCCUGAUCCGUCAUGUGCCACCCUCGUCGCCUCGUUAAUCGUCCAAUUCGGCGAUCGGGUCAGAAUCUCCAUGUUCCACACCCCAAAUUUGAACGGAUGGAAGAAAAAGUACAUGCCCAAACGGAUAAACGAAGGAUGGGGCUUGCAACACAUGAAGCUCUAUGGCUUUGAUGACGAGGUAAUGCUCUCGGGCGCCAAUUUGUCCAAUGACUACUUCACCAACCGUCUUGACCGUUACCACAUUUUCUCUUCUAAAGAGCUCACUGAUUUCUACGGGGCCGUUCACGAAGCAGUCUGCGACCUGUCUUACCAACUCAUCCCCUCCGAGGAGCGUCUCGGCGGCUUCGAGUUACUUAGCCCUCAUGAGCGAGGAUACCCAGACCCGUUAUGGCACACGAAAAGAUUCAAGGCGUACGCUAAAGAAAUCUUGGAACCAUUAAUCCAUAAGAAAGCUAGACAAAAGAUGUUUCCAGUCGAAUUCACGCACCAAAAGACCUUCGUCUAUCCGCUGGCCCAAUUCGACGUCCUCCUGGGUGCGCCAAAGAAUAUGGCCGUACUCGACUAUGAGUUUGCACAAUACACUUCGACUGAGAAGCCUGCAAUUACUAAAUUGCUGACAACCCUCGCCAAAGACGAACGACUGCACAAAUCAACGUGGAUAUUCACUGCGGGAUACUUCAAUAUCGACCCAGACAUCUGCAAACUCCUCAUAGCAGCCGCCCCCGAAGGCGCGCCGGUACUAACACCAGGCACAAAAGCUUUCGAAAAGGCGUGCACCGUGAUUACGGCAUCGCCGUGGGCCAAUGGAUUUUACGGCAGCCGUGGCGUGAGCGGUAUGCUGCCAGCAGCGUAUACCCUCCUAUCCCGACGUUUCCUACGUACCGUGUACAACGCUGGGAAAGAAGACGUGAUUCAACUGAAGGAGUGGAGAAAAGGCACAGUCGGUGAGCCCGGCGGAAUGACAUACCACGCCAAGGGCCUGUGGGUGACUCUUCCACCUCAGUUAGAUGCCGAAGGGCAAGCCGUCCAAGAACCCGGUCCGAGCAUCACGGUAGUGGGGAGCAGCAACUACACGAAAAGAAGUUACAGUCUCGACCUAGAGAUUGGAGCAAUGAUCAUCACAAGCGACGAAGGACUCAAGACAAGGCUGAAAGAAGAGACGGAGAAUUUGCAGAAGGAUGCAACGGUUGCGACGCAGGAUGACCUCGCGAGGAUUGAUCGAAGGGUAGGUCUGAAAGUACGGCUAGCCCUUUGGCUUGUUGAGGCCUUGGGAGGGGCGCUGUGA